Messenger RNA from Blastomyces gilchristii SLH14081, 2758 nucleotides. Its product is annotated as ADP/ATP carrier protein. NCBI's taxonomy places the organism in Eukaryota, Fungi, Ascomycota, Eurotiomycetes, Onygenales, Ajellomycetaceae. The transcript has 6 exons. Gene Ontology annotation, biological process: mitochondrial ATP transmembrane transport; mitochondrial ADP transmembrane transport. Gene Ontology annotation, molecular function: ATP:ADP antiporter activity. Gene Ontology annotation, cellular component: mitochondrial inner membrane. The record is from RefSeq and is a predicted model, not a curated record. Bases 455 to 1390 code for a protein of 311 amino acids.
AACAUAUCAUAUCCCACCCAUCCCGUUCCCGCAGUCCGCCCCGUCCGUAACCAACCCGUAUAUAAUAAUAAUAAUCAAUCAAAUCAAUAUCGCGUAUAUCAUAAAAAAAAAAAAAAAAACACAAAACUUUUUGUUCUGGCCGUGGUGGAGCUUUUCCUCGUAGGAUUUUCCACUACUGUUUCUUCGGGAGAUCUCGGCUGAGGUGAUGAGGCCCAAAGCGGCCUAGCGCGGUAAAAAACCCUUCUCGCCCUGCCAACCAACCGCUUUCCGCUUUUCUUUUCUUUUCUCCUCGUCAGAUUUUUUUUUUCCUCUUCUUCCUUUUUUUCUCUUCUCUCUCAUCCCCAGCACACAUCCCCUUGAGGAACUCUCCUGUCUUCUUUUUCCUCUUCAAUCUCCUCUCUUAUCCCUCUUCCUUUCUUUCUUUAGUGUUGCUUCAUAUUUCACAUCGCCCAAAAUGGCUACUCAACAGGAUAAGUCCUUCAUGGGCAUGCCCGGCUUCGUGGUCGACUUCAUGAUGGGUGGUGUCUCCGCCGCCGUCUCGAAGACCGCUGCGGCCCCCAUCGAGCGUAUCAAGCUCCUCAUCCAGAACCAGGAUGAGAUGUUGAAAACCGGCCGUCUCGACCGCAAAUACAAUGGUAUCGUCGACUGCUUCAGCAGAACCGCAAAGAACGAGGGCGUCGUCUCCCUGUGGAGAGGAAACACUGCCAACGUCAUCCGUUAUUUCCCUACCCAGGCCCUCAACUUUGCUUUCCGUGAUACCUACAAGGCCAUGUUCAACUUCAAGAAAGACAAGGAUGGAUAUGCCAAAUGGAUGGCUGGUAACUUGGCUUCCGGUGGUCUUGCUGGUGCCACCUCCCUUCUCUUCGUCUACUCCCUCGACUAUGCCCGUACCCGUCUUGCCAACGAUGCCAAGAGCUCCAAGGGCACUGGCGAGCGUCAAUUCAACGGCCUGAUCGAUGUCUACAAGAAGACCCUCAAGUCUGAUGGUAUCGCUGGUCUCUAUCGUGGUUUCGGUCCCUCCGUCCUUGGAAUUGUCGUCUAUCGUGGUCUCUACUUCGGCAUGUACGACUCCAUCAAGCCUGUCCUCCUCGUUGGUCCUCUUGAGGGCAGCUUCAUCGCCUCCUUCAUGCUCGGCUGGGGUGUCACCACUGGUGCUGGUAUUGCUUCUUAUCCUCUUGACACUAUCCGUCGUCGUAUGAUGAUGACGUCUGGUGAGGCCGUUAAGUACUCCUCGUCCUUGGAUGCUGCCCGACAGAUCGCCGCCAAGGAAGGUGUCCGAUCCUUCUUCAAGGGUGCUGGUGCUAACAUCCUCCGUGGUGUCGCCGGUGCUGGUGUGCUCUCCAUCUACGACCAAGUCCAGCUCCUCCUCUUCGGCAAGGCCUUCAAAUAAACGCAUGUAUUAUUCAACAAAUCCCUUGUGGUUGAAGGGAUGGGGCCGGCUUAGAGUGGUGUGAGUUGAGGUUGUUUGCGCUGCAGGGGGUGCAUUGGGGCAUGUUGGGGCAUGUGGCGCUGCGGGAGCGUUGUAUGGCGGGGGAGAAAAAAGAAACAGAAAAAAAAAGAAACAAAAAAGAUAGACGAUGUGCGUCAAGAACUACCUUUUUCCUUUGGUCUUGGUCGCAUGGAAGCAAAUAUGGGUCUUUUUCUCCUUAAAACAUGUUGUAACUUUACUACCACUACUACUGCUGCCUGCGAGCUUUUUCUUUUUCUCUGUACUUCCUCUUGUGUAUGUGUGUUCAAAUUUUGGCAUUCAAAUCAAUUCCCUCAAGUUUCCUUUUCUAAACUUCCUCUUUCCUGUUAGUCUUUUUUCAGCUUUUCCCCAUCUGUCAUAAUACGCUUCUGGGACUCUUCUGGGGUCUGGGAUAGAGAAAGCUCGUUAUCACCAAGUAGAUAAAAGUUUGUUACCCUAUAUUUUUUGUCCAGAUAUCAUAUCUGGUGGACAUUCACAAGCGGAAAUUGCGUUGCUCACAUAUUUUUGAAGUACACGUGACUGAUGAUAUCAAUUUAAAAGGAGCUCAGCAAGCAACUACUUGUCUACAUAGCUUUGACCAGACCUCAAGUUGCAUACCACUCCACGCGAAUCCCUAUAUAUCCAGUUAUCGAACAUUGUCUAUUGUUGAUUUCACGUUCACUUGCAUUCAUUCAAUCAUCAUGGUAUCCCACACCCAAACCAAAGGGGAUGUAGACAUACCUAACCAGAAAUCCCCUUCGACCGACCCAUCUGAAGCUCCCGUCUCAAAGGCACAGGAGCCUAAAACAUCCCCUUCCGCCCCUACAUCUAUACCUACAGCUGUCCCUAUGGGCAUAGACAGUAGCGAUAGCAAUGCCAACAAUGCCGACCCCGCCCCGCCCGCCUCCAUCUCCACCUCCAUCUCCACCCAUCCCGCGCCGAUGGUAUAUGCGCCAGGUUCACUCUCGCAAUCCACAACGCAGACGGCACCUAUCCCUCCAACAGCGGUAGAUGCAUCAUCCUCUCUAUCAUCGCCUCCACCACUAGCCCUAGCAGCAGCUCCCAUCACAAACACCGAAACCACACCUCUAUCCGGAGCCGGGGCAGGAGCGGGAAGCGGAGCGGGACCAGGGGCAGGCCACACCACCCUUCACCACCCCUCUAUCCUACCCCCCCCGACAACCACCACCCCCACCACCACAAAAAGCAGGCCAGAUCCCCGAAGCCACUACGGCCGUCGCCCCUCCCACCCCCUUCCCGAAAAACAAAAACCAACCCGCCCGGCCCCUCACCGCCAAAAACCCCCCCCCC